AAAAAUGGGUUUGGGCUCCCUAACCGGGCUUCAAGUCGGGUCGAAAUGAGCGUUUCUUUUUCCAGUUCUUUAAACCUGGCAGAAGAAAGGUUGCGAACUGCGCUUGCACCCCUGCGCUUCGUAAAGUGAGAAGCCACACACACACACACACACACACACACACACACACACAGAGAAAUGGCCGGCAAAUCCGGAGCAACUCCGACGACCUACUCGCCGUCGCCGACUACACAGAACAAGAAGAGACCGCCCAUUUUCAACGACGUCGACUGGGUUCGCCCCGACGGCCGCGGCUUCCAUCAGUGCCGCCCUGCCUUUUUAAGGACUGGUGCAGUGAAUUCAGCUUCUGGAUCUGCUUAUGCAGAAUUUGGGAAUACAAAGGUCAUCGUGUCCGUAUUUGGGCCAAGGGAAAGUAAGAAAGCAAUGAUGUACAGUGAUAUAGGGCGGCUGAAUUGCAAUGUCAGUUAUACAACUUUUGCUACCCCAGUUCGUGGACAGGGAUCAGACCACAAGGAGUUUUCUUCGAUUCUUCAUAAAGCUUUGGAAGGUGGUAUAAUACUGGAUUCUUUUCCUAAGACUACUGUGGAUGUUUUUGCAUUGGUGUUGGAAUCUGGUGGCGGUGAUCUUCCUGUGGUGAUAUCAUGUGCUAGUCUAGCACUAGCGGAUGCAGGGAUUAUGAUGUAUGACUUGAUUGCCUCUGUUUCUGUGUCUUGUCUAGGGAAGAACCUUGUCAUCGAUCCCAUUUCAGAAGAAGAAAGCUACCAAGAUGGAAGCUUAAUGAUAACUUGUAUGCCUUCCCGUAACGAGGUUACUCAACUGACUGUUACUGGAGAAUGGUCAACCCCGAAGAUUCACGAGGCAAUGGAGCUAUGCCUUGAUGCUUGCUCUAAACUGGGGAAGAUCAUGAGGUCAUGUUUGAAAGAGGCUGCUUCUCCUGUACAAGAUUAGAAAUCAAGUAAUCAUUUGCUUUUUCUCUUAUGUGGCACCGAUAUACAUGUCUCUUUGUUUUAAUUUUGCUGAUUAUGGCUGUCUUUUUUUUUUUUGGGGAAAUUUAUAGAAAUGGUCCUCCUUGUUUCACCUGAGUCUCAUUUUUGUCUCCGAGUAUCAAUUGCAACUCUUUUGACCUUCAAAUUUGGUUUUUGUACCAAGUUGAUCUAAUUGAUAACGUCUAUCAACCAAAGUGGAUGGAAAAAAUGAGAUUGAGGGCAAACGUCAUCAAUUGGACCAACUUGGUACGAAUUGCAACGUGCAAACUGCCAUCAAAUGGAUUUUUUCCGUCCAGUUUGGCUGAGAGUUAUCAAUUGGACCAAUUUGGUACAAAAACCAAACUUGAAUGUCAAAAGAGUUGUAAUUGAUACUUGGAUGACGAAAAUAAGACUCGGAUGAAACUAGGACCAUUUCUAUAAAUUUUCCUCUUUUUUUUUUUCCUUGUACCCAGGUCAACAAAUUAUGCACUUCCACGAUGUGGGUUGGCCUGAAUUUUGAUCCUUGUAUUCAUGCAAAUUCUGUCGAUUUAUCUAGCUUUGGCUCUUUGAAGCAAGUCCACCGUCGGUGCCAAAAUGACUUCGCCGUAAAACGACAUAUAUAGCAAAAAAUAUGGCUGUUCUGCUCCACCCCUGCAUUGCUAUUUUAGAAAAAAAAAAGUUUGAUCUUAAAAAGUAACCGUUGGAUGGCUCUUGCCCCCUUAAUGAAAUUGUACCGAUAUCUAUCUACCAAUACAUCUUUAAGAUACUGGAUCCCUUUUAUCUUGCUUUUGUCACCGUUGAAUCCUUAGGUGGAUUUGAAACAUUCCAAGGGUCCAUCAGCAACCUGGGUUAACUCUCAAGUUGAAGAAUUUGUAAGUCUUUAUUUUUACUGAUUGAUUAAAACGGAGGGAUUGCCAUGAAAUUAGCUU
Molecule: messenger RNA, 1894 nt
Organism: Rhododendron vialii
Lineage: Eukaryota; Viridiplantae; Streptophyta; Magnoliopsida; Ericales; Ericaceae
Product: exosome complex component RRP41-like
Exons: 7
Coding region: 178-948 (256 amino acids)
Biological process (GO): rRNA catabolic process; poly(A)-dependent snoRNA 3'-end processing; nuclear mRNA surveillance
Cellular component (GO): nuclear exosome (RNase complex); nucleolus; cytoplasmic exosome (RNase complex)
Source: RefSeq, a predicted model, not a curated record